AUGCGCGUCGCCAGUAAUUAUAUUGCUCAUAUUUGUCAUACUUGCAGCCCUAUUACCGGUCCUGUGAGCUGCAUUGGUUACGAAAGAUUGCCGAAUUUGGUAACAGAUUCCAAGAGACGGUUACAAUCGCCGAGAAGCGGCCGAACUCGGUACACUGCCUCGGCGACGGGCGGUACAAAUUCCUCUUCUAACGCGGAUGACCCGGCGGCAAUCAAGGCCAGACUCCGCGCCGCGAUUGCGAAGUCGGAGCGCGGAGUGGGAACAGACGAGGCGAUUACUCGCGAAAUUCUGGCAGCUAUUGAAUCGCUGGAGGAGCUAGGAGGAGGCGGAAGAGCGGACGAGAGGAAGGAAGCUCCUGUGACAACGUCUGACGAAUCAUUGAGUGCCACGUGGAAGCUUCUAUGGACGACUGAGAAAGAGACGCUCUUCAUUUUCAAGCAGGCUCCCUUGUUCAGCACCACCGCUGGAGACACAUUUCAAACCAUAGACGUGGCAAAGGGCACUUUGAGCAACACCAUCACCUUCCCCCCUUCGGGCAUGUUUGACGUAUCUGCAUCCAUCCAAGUCGCCUCCGCACAACGCGUCACCUUCCAGUUCACAGGUGCUCGGCUAGUCACGGCGUCCUGGACACUACCUGUCCCACCCUUUGGUCAAGGAUGGUUUGACAACACCUACAUUGACAAGGAAAUCCGCAUCUCACGAGACUCGAGGGGUGACGUGCUUGUAACAGAGCGUUCUGCACAGGACUAG
Closterium sp. NIES-65 is the source of this 750-nucleotide messenger RNA. NCBI's taxonomy places the organism in Eukaryota, Viridiplantae, Streptophyta, Zygnematophyceae, Desmidiales, Closteriaceae. The record is from the annotation of a GenBank genome assembly.